UUUAAUUCUUAUAAUUAGUUUUUUAAUUGCUUCUUUGCGAAAACUUAUCAGUUUAUCUUUCAGCCGAUACCAGUUCGAGUGAUUGUUAUUUUUUUCACGAAUUAAUUUUCCAUUCGCGAUGAUCAUUCGAUUUGUGGUAUGGUUCUUAUUGGUGGGCAGUUUGCUGGCAGCGAACGAGAAGACCUCGUCACUCGACGAUUCAAAAAUCUCGCAUCAUAAGCAAACAGUACAAAAACGCAGCGACGAUGGCAGCCAAACAGCUCCGCAGAAACGUGGCCUUUACGGUUUAGAAGCGGUGGAAAUAGCGCACGCUGACGCUGACGCUGCACCUCAUCUACCUUCAUUCGCGACAUAUUCGUCAACUCCAGUACCUUUGGAGUACUCUUCUGCGGGGUCAUAUGUCGAGUCAACUUCCGCGUACCCCGAAGUGAUCAUAAAACCGUCUUCGGUACCCGUGAUCUCAGCACAUUCGCAUCCUCAUCCUUUGCCAACUCCGGCUGCUUACGAAGACGUACACGUAAUAUCAUCGACUCCGGAUACUUUGGUGCCAUCACCAUCGCUACCGCCACACGGUAUCCAGCUCGAUCCGCACGUCAAAGAAAUCACAGUCACCAAAGAGGUUCCAGUGCCUUAUUACGUGCACGUUGAGAAAAAAGUCCCUUAUCCGGUCUACAUUCAAGUUCCACACCCGUACCCGGUGACUGUAGAAAAACACGUCCCUUACGAAGUGCGAGUUCCAGUCGAUCGUCCAGUUCCAGUGGCCGUACCUAAGCCUUAUCCUGUGCACGUGGCCGUCGAAAAACCAGUACCAGUACUGGUAGAAAAGCACAUUCCUUAUCAGGUCAAAGUGCCAGUCGAUCGUCCUUAUCCGGUUCACGUGGCUGUUGAAAAACCAGUACCAUAUCCGGUCCAAGUGCUAGUCGAUAGACCCGUCCACAUACCUAAACCAUAUGCAGUUCGCGUACCAGUCGAGAAACACAUACCAUAUCCGGUCAAAGUGCCCGUGCCCGUGCCCGUGCCCGUACCCGUUGUUUCCACUCACGAGAAAAAUUACCACUAUCACGAAGAACCCACCUACGUGAAAGCUUAUCAUUAUCCUUCUCACUCUAGCAAAUACUCGUCGCCUUGGACCAGUCUUUUUAAACGCGAUGCUCAUUAAAUUCCCAAGUUCCUCUAUAAAACGAUCGCCUAGUACGAAUUUUUUUGUCAUUUCGUUUUGUUUUCACCCAUCAUACUUACAUUUCCUUCGAUCAUGUAAUUUGUAUUCCUUCGUUUGAUUUAAUUUAAUUUUUCAAAGUCAAACUUAGUAUAUGGUACUAGACAUAUGAACCUUCGCGUAGGUGGAUUGCAAUUACUGUAGCCAUUUUCAAUGAAGAUAGCUGACAAUGCAAUUCUUGGUACUUUUGAUGGCGGAUGGAAAUUAACAAAAUAUUGUCACUCGAGUAACUUAUGGUUUCAAUUUGUUUUUUUUUCAAUCGAUAUACAGAAUGUAUUGACAAACUGCGAUGAAUUUUCAUAUUUCGAGAAAACUUCCAUCAACUCUUCGCGUAUCAAAAAUACCAAGAAAGAAAACCCCUUCUUAACGCUAGUACCUACAUGCUCUAAAGUUACCAUUUACCUAUGUUGAUUAGGUACCUACAUAGGUAGGUAUACCCAAAGUCGUUGUAAUUCGACCUAAUUUUAUUUAUUUUAUUUAUUCGAUUAUUUAUUUCGCGCGUAAUUCAGUUAGCUCGGAUUUAUUUAAUUAAAUUAUCAACUUUUGUACAAAAAUGUAAUAAAUAAAUGAUUUAUACGUCGUGUA
This is a messenger RNA of Planococcus citri (citrus mealybug), 1801 nucleotides long. RefSeq names its product tetra-peptide repeat homeobox protein 1-like. NCBI's taxonomy places the organism in Eukaryota, Metazoa, Arthropoda, Insecta, Hemiptera, Pseudococcidae. The transcript has 2 exons. The record is from RefSeq and is a predicted model, not a curated record. Bases 119 to 1159 code for a protein of 346 amino acids.